ACUCCCCGACCGCUGUCAUCCGAGAACACGCAGAGCAAUGAUGGCGGCCUUCAGUGUGGCUCGAAGCAGCUGUGGAUUCUUAAGCGGGUUGAGGGUAUCCUUCAGGAGUUUGGCGCAGGUGAAACAUGGCGCAGUUGCUGCUUCAGUACCACAGACGAGUCUGCUACGGGACAGCCGCUGGUAUUCGGUCAGCCACCUGUCCGUUAAGGAGAGGAUUGACAAGAAACGGAAGGCGGCGCUAAUCGGGGGAGGUCAGAAGAGAAUAGAUGCACAACACAAAAGGGGUAAACUGACAGCCAGGGAGCGAGUGGAGCUGCUGCUGGACCCUGAUUCCUUCGUGGAGACGGACAUGUUUGUGGAGCAUCGCUGCUCCGACUUUGGCAUGGAGCAGGACAGAAACAAGUUCCCAGGUGACAGCGUCGUGACAGGCCGAGGCAGGAUCAAUGGCCGACUAGUCUAUGUAUUCAGUCAGGACUUCACAGUGUUUGGCGGCAGUCUGUCUGGAGCUCACGCACAGAAGAUCUGUAAGAUCAUGGACCAGGCGAUGACGGUCGGAGCCCCGGUUAUCGGACUGAAUGACUCUGGAGGAGCUCGGAUCCAGGAAGGAGUGGAGUCUCUGGCUGGAUAUGCAGAUAUAUUCUUGAGGAAUGUGAUGGCUUCAGGAGUUGUCCCUCAGAUCUCCCUCAUCAUGGGUCCCUGUGCAGGAGGGGCUGUCUACUCCCCCGCUUUGACAGAUUUCACCUUCAUGGUUAAGGACACGUCAUACCUGUUCAUCACUGGACCUGAUGUCGUAAAGUCCGUCACCAACGAAGACGUGACUCAAGAGGAGCUUGGUGGAGCCAAAACUCACACCUCUGUGUCUGGUGUGGCUCAUCAUGCAUUUGAGAAUGACGUGGAGGCCCUCCUCAACCUGCGAGAGUUCUUCAACUUCUUGCCACUCAGCAAUCAGGAUCCCGCCCCCAUUAGGGAGUGUCACGACCCCAGUGAUCGUCUGGUACCCUCACUGGACACCAUUGUCCCAUUUGAGUCGACCAAAGCCUAUGACAUGUUAGACAUCAUUCAGGCAAUAGUGGAUGAGAGGGAGUUCUUUGAGAUCAUGCCCAACUAUGCCAAGAACAUUGUGGUGGGAUUCGCCCGCAUGAAUGGACGCACUGUGGGCAUUGUGGGUAACCAGCCCAAAGUGGCUUCUGGUUGUUUGGACAUUAACUCCUCAGUGAAGGGAGCUCGCUUCGUACGCUUCUGUGAUGCUUUCAACAUUCCCAUCAUCACCUUUGUGGACGUGCCAGGCUUCCUGCCAGGUACCGCUCAGGAGUACGGAGGCAUCAUUAGACAUGGAGCCAAACUGCUGUUUGCUUUUGCAGAGGCCACCGUCCCAAAAAUAACCAUCAUUACCAGAAAGGCGUAUGGAGGAGCUUACGAUGUGAUGAGCUCCAAACACCUGAGAGGAGAUGUGAACUACGCCUGGCCCUCAGCUGAGGUUGCUGUCAUGGGUGCCAAGGGUGCUGUUCAGAUUAUCUUCAGAGGGAAGGACAACCAGGCGGAGGCAGAGGCUGAAUACGUGGAAAAGUUUGCCAACCCCUUCCCAGCUGCUGUUAGAGGUUUUGUGGAUGACAUCAUCGAGCCGUCCACCACUCGCAGGAAGAUCUGCAGAGAUCUGGAUGUGCUGGCCAGCAAGAAGCAAGUCAACCCCUGGAAGAAACACGCCAACAUUCCUCUGUGAAACACACCCAGACAGUUUCCACAUUAACACUAUCGAAAGGCACUCGCUGUGGGAUUUUUUUCUGUGUAUUGAGUCCACAUUCAAAUGAACUGCAGUGGUACCCUGUGGUGAUGACUUCGGUAGCCUGCCAAGCAGAUGUUAUUUGUCAUAUUUCACCAUCUCUCCUCACUGUUUAUUUAAAACUGUCAUUUACCACUCCGCUAAAAGCGACACAUGGAGAUGCACUCCCUGAUUUUGUUGAUGUUUAAUCGUGGCUCCAGAUUUCUGAAUUUCUUCCCAGCCCGCUGCUUGCUCAUGUUUCUAACUGUAAAAGCUGUGAGAAACUUUUUAGGACUUGGGGGAAAAUAUUGGUGCUCUGUAAACAAAAUCAGGAGGUGUAUAUUUACAUUUACAUCCUCACCACUAUAUGCAAGAGGUUAAUAGGAAAAGCUUCACACACAUUACACUACCUGAAUCACACACAUUUCAAAUGAUUGUCAUAUCAGUAAGUGGCCAUAUUGGUCAGUAUUGUUGGUAUGAUUUGAUUGUCAGAACAAAGCUGUAUCUGAGAGGGCAGAUUACAUAUUGCCGAUAAUAUGUAUCUGAAAAGCACUGGCAACUAUCAACACGAUAAGCAGAAAAUGCAAACAUACUGUGGUCAUGUACAGUGUUUCCAAACCCUGUUGAUGUACUGUAUUAAGUUUCUGUAGGUUGUGCACUAGUUUGCGCUCUCAGAUGUGCUCCCUGUGUUUGACAUCCUCUUUUAAGGUCAAGAAAAAGUCACUCUCUCAACCUGGAACUGUGCCUUUGCUCUCUGGCAGGGUCUGAUCUGCCAUCUGUAAAAUAAAUAAUGGCCUCAUA
Lates calcarifer (barramundi perch) is the source of this 2560-nucleotide messenger RNA. It is a transcript of the gene pccb, whose product is annotated as propionyl-CoA carboxylase subunit beta. Gene Ontology annotation, cellular component: mitochondrion. Gene Ontology annotation, molecular function: propionyl-CoA carboxylase activity. The record is from RefSeq and is a predicted model, not a curated record. NCBI's taxonomy places the organism in Eukaryota, Metazoa, Chordata, Actinopteri, Centropomidae.